AUUCGAGACGUCUGUCUGCGCCUGCACGCUUUCUCCCGGCUGGUGAAAGUGAAACCAUCGAAUUGGAAGCAUUACCUGCUUAAGGCGGUCUUAGUUUAGUUUGAUUUAGUUUAGUUUAGUACGUGAUUGUAAAAGCAUGUUUUUGAGUCAGCUCCCUGACGAUGUCCUCUAUCACAUCUUGUCUUAUUUGGACUGGAAAACACUCAGUCGCCUUUCUCAGGUUUCUAAAGUCAUCUUUCAUUUUGUCAGCCGUGACUCAGUGUGGAAGAAGAUGGCUAAAGACAUGUUAAACACCGGAAUCUCUCCGAACGGAACCGACCUGUAUCCUCACAUCUUGCUGAAGGAGAGAGUGAAGCUUUCUCAAAACUGGUGUGCUGGCAUGUGUAAAAGAGAUACUCCUCUGAAAUGGAAGACAAAAUUGUUGCCAUGGUUGCAGCUGGAUGGGGACACACUCUUCUUGUCUCAGGCUGCAGACAUCAGAGCAUAUCGUCUGCAACAGAAGUGCAGGAGGACUCUGCGUAAGCCAGUUGAAAUAUACUCAGGCCACCGGGCGGACGUCUGUAAAUUUGUUGUGACCGACUCGCACCUGAUCAGCGGUGGAAGCGAUGGCAAGAUUGUGGUCCACAAUAGGAGAACUCACAAUUCAACUCAGUUGUCAGGUCAUCACCAGGAAAUAAACUGUAUUGACUCAAAAGAUGGACUCAUCAUCAGUGGAUCCAGAGAUCAAACUACCCGGGUCUGGUCAUUGGCUUCUGACUGCCAAAAACAUGUAAUCCCCUUGUAUGACAGAGUGUGGUCUGUAGCAAUCAAUCCUGCACUGAGCUCCUUUGUAACUGGCACUGCAUGUUGUGAGAACUCGUCCCCUCUUCGCAUCUGGGAUGUUGAAAGAUUGGAGUGUGUCUGCUGUCUGGGUUCAGAGUUCCGCAGAGGUGCGGGUGUGUUGGAUAUGGUGUUUGAGACGCCUUUUCAUCUCCUCACCUGUGGCUAUGACACCUUUAUUCGACUCUGGGACCUUCGCCUGAGUCCGCAGAAGUACGUAAUGGAGUGGGAAGAGCCUCAUGACAGCGCCUUAUACUGCAUUCAGACAGAUGGAAAUCACAUGAUAGCAAGUGGCUCCUCCUACUAUGGUGUUGUUCGACUCUGGGACAAAAGAAAGACGGAAUGCUUACAGGAUUACUGUGUGGGCUCCUUCUGUCCCUGUGGCGCUGUGACGGAGAAAGGCCAGAUUAAGGAGAUUAGCAUGUAUCCUCCUGACUUGUCAAACUGGGAUGUAAGGAACCACUGACUUUGUUGGAGUCCUGAAUAAGGAGGUGCCAUGAAAAGCAGCGAACAAACACAAAUUCCUGAAAGAACAAUGUGAUUUGUUUCCUUUUCUUGCGUGAAUUGCUGUCAAAAGUUCAAAAGAGAAGAAAGAAAGUCAAGGAAAAGACAAGUUGACUCAUCUGAUGUUUGAAUUUCUUAAAGACAAAUCAAAGCUCAGGAUUGGACGUCAAGCUUUCAAAGAAACUAAAUCCAAUUAGUUUGCUACUGAUAGCCAUUCUACACGCUAAGAGUUUGGUCUAGACUCGAUCUGACCAGUCUAAGUGUAAGACUAGAUCUGACCAAUCUAACUCUAUGGGCAUGAACUGAUGAAUCCUACUUGGAUGAGAGGCAAAAUGUCUUUUGAGACACACCAAACAGUCCAGUUGCGAUCCAUUCAAUGCCCUAAUAUUACAAUGACCUGGAUGAAUUACAACAUUCAUAGACAGUUUCUGGUAAAUAUGUGCAAACUUGAUGGCAAAUAAAAGCUGAUCUACUAAGUUAUUGUG
Entelurus aequoreus (snake pipefish) is the source of this 1808-nucleotide messenger RNA. RefSeq names its product F-box and WD repeat domain containing 4 (gene fbxw4). The transcript has 9 exons. The record is from RefSeq and is a predicted model, not a curated record. NCBI's taxonomy places the organism in Eukaryota, Metazoa, Chordata, Actinopteri, Syngnathiformes, Syngnathidae. The coding region runs from base 137 to 1285 and encodes 382 amino acids. Gene Ontology annotation, biological process: SCF-dependent proteasomal ubiquitin-dependent protein catabolic process. Gene Ontology annotation, molecular function: protein binding. Gene Ontology annotation, cellular component: SCF ubiquitin ligase complex.